Molecule: messenger RNA, 4312 nt
Organism: Pseudonaja textilis
Lineage: Eukaryota; Metazoa; Chordata; Lepidosauria; Squamata; Elapidae
Source: RefSeq, a predicted model, not a curated record
CCUCUUCUCUACUAGCCACUGCCUUUCCCCAAAUUUUGGAUCGCCACCACCGCCUGCAUGUGUCAGAACUAGGAUAGUGGGGAAACGAGGAAUCCGCUCGUCAGGAAAGGAACGCCUCUCCUCUCCUUCGCUCCCGCCUUCGUGUUCAGUCGGUACGCCUCAAGCGGCCUUUCUUGAUCGGUUGAAGAGAAAGCAACUGACGGUGAACGCUGUUCGGCCUCUUUAGGGAAGAGUGUCAGGCUCAGAGGAACGAAGAGUCUCGGAUAAGCAGGACCUCGAUGGAAAAGGAGCGAAUGGCGGGGUUUCGGGUCGCCUUCCCUCCCACUCCCCCACCCCCUCUCCGAGAGAGAGGGGGUCUUUAAGAAGCGCUCGUAAUAGGAAUAUCUGGAAAUUUAAUAUAAUCCUCUUUCUUGACAACUGAAAGAAGCCUGCAGAAAAACCAUGGCAACAGAAUUAAAUACUGCAGUGAAAAAUGGUGAUCUUAUGCUUGUUCGACAGCUGUUGGAAGAUGGAGCAGAUAUUAAUGCAAAGGUGGAAUAUGGCUGGACACCUCUCCAUAGUGCUGUACAAAUAAAUUCCAAAAAGAUUGUUAAGUUUCUGCUGGAAAAAGGGGCUGAUCCAUUAGCAAGGAAGGAUAAUGGUGCUACACCUUUUAUUUUAGCAGGGCUGACGGGUAAUGUGAAGCUUUUGAAACUUUUUCUUGAUAAAGGCUCAUCUAUUAAUGAGUGUGACAUCAAUGGCUUCACUGCAUUCAUGGAGGCUGCUUGUGAAGGGAAAGAGAAAGCCCUGAGAUUUUUAUAUAAGAGGGGGGCAGAUGUAAAUCAGCGCCGUGAAGUGGAUGAGAAUAAAAAGGCUGUAAAAAAAGGAGGUGCAACAGCUCUGAUGGAUGCUGCCAAGCAUGGCCAUUUUGCUCUGGUCAAAAUCUUGAUUAAGAAAAUGGGUGCUGAUAUAAAUAUCUGUGACAAUCGAGAUGGAAAUGCAUUGAUUCAUGCUCUCUCUGAGGAGGAAAACUGGAAUAAAAGCAGACAAAAAUUGGCCCUUUUCCUUUUGAAAAACAACAUUGAUGCCAAAAAGAGGGACGUAAAGGGGAAAACGGUGCUUAUAUUGGCUGUUGAAAGAGAAAGCUUGGCCCUUGUGAAGGCCAUAUUAAAAUUAGAUGAGGUUGAUCUUGACGAUGCUGAUGAAAACAACGAAACAGCAUUGCAUGUAGCAGUGAAGAAGAAAAAUAUAGCAAUAGCAAAGCUACUAUGUGAAAAAAGAGCAAGAGUAGAUAAUGAUGUCUUGGAUAUUGCCCGUAGAACUUACCAAGACAAGAUGAUAAAACUUCUUCAGAAAUACAAAUCACCGGACAGUCCAAGGCAGCCAGAAGAAAUUCUCAGAAGGAAUUGUCAGGAAUUCUCUAGCAAUCGCUGGAAAUCAAAACUCCAGAAACUCAGUCAAAUGCAUCGUCCUAUGAUUGGCAAGCUCAAGAUCUUUGAAUAUCAAGAUUUAUGGAUCCAGAAGACCACCCAAGGUGGGGUCUACCUGGGAUUCUAUGCUGGAGAAGAGGUGGCUGUGAAGGUACUCUGGAAGGGUUCAGAAAAUGCCCAAAGAGAAAAAAUGUGCCUUGAAAAAUGCCGAAACAGCAAAUACCUGGUGAAAUUUCGUGGCUCAGAAGAGAGGAAAGCCAUUCUUUACCUGUGCCUCACCUUGUGUGAAAAGAAUCUUCAAGAGUAUUUCAAGGAAGAAAAUAGCACAGCUAUGGAAAGCAAAAAGAUUCUUAAAAAAAUAUUUCAGGCUGUAAAGGAACUGCAUGCAUUUGGAUUUGGCCAUCAGGAACUGCACCCAAGUAACAUUUUGAUAGAUGUCACUGGCAAGAUUUUCCUAGCAGACUUUGAUAAGAGCAGAGAAAUAACUGAUGAUACAAAACAUUCUGUAAUCUCAGAAGAUCUACAGGGUCUCCAAAAACUUAUCCUGUAUGUUGUGAAGAGAGGUGAGUUGGACUUUGAACAUUUGCCUACAGAAUGUCCAAAGACUGUAAAGGAGCAUAAGGAAAUUGAAGACCUCCGAGGAAAACUGAAACUCCCUGACAAAACUACCCUAGCUGAUAGUCUACUGGAAAUGCUGAUCUAUCAUCCAUAUUUCUGGUCCAAGGAAAAAAAGUACAGUGCGUUAAGAGAUAUCGGGAAUGAGAUACGUACAGCUCAUGCAACAAAAACAAAUGGCAUUCUGAAGGCUUUGAAAUGUGAGCAUGAUCCUUUCAUGGACUGGCAAGAAAAGAUUGAUAAAAAAGUAUUGGACUCUAUGGUUUAUCCGGGCAAAGAGAAAGGCAACAAGAGGGUCCCAAGAAAAUAUGGCCGGGAAGUAAUAGAUUUAUUAAAGUUAAUUAGGAAUAUGGCUGAGCACUACAAUGAAAAGGACAAUGAGGUGAAAAAAAUAAUUCAGGAUCCUGCAGACUAUUUUCUGAACCUUUUUCCAGAUUUAACCCUUCAUAUCUAUCAGCUUUUGUAUGACUCGGAGUACAGCAAAUAUUUUCCAAAUGCAAAGAAUUCUUCACACCCGUAACAUGGGUCAGUGGACAUUGGUUGUUUAAUGACAUAAUUGUAUGUGACUUACAUAUAGAGAAUAGAAUUUUUUAUUGGCCAAGUGUGAUUGGACACACAAGGAAUUUGUCUUGGUGCAAAUACUCUCAGUGUGCAUAAAAGAAAAGACACAUUCGUCGAGAGUCAAGAAUCAUAAAGUACAACCCUUAAUAAUAGUCAUAGGGUACAAUAAGCAAUCUUAUCAUACUAGGAAACAGUCAAUAUAACAGUCAGUAUAUUUUCUAACUAAAACCAAUCAAUAGUUUAAUCAGCACUUAAUACUAUAUGUCAUCCUGGAAAAUCUUCUUUAGACCUUCUCUUACUCAUUGACAAUCUAGUCUAGUCAAACUACAACUGCUAAUUAAGGUACCCCCAGAGAAAUCAAAUAAUGCAGAAUGUACAGUUGUCAAAUUUGCAACCGUGUUCCCACAGCAUUGGACAAAGCAUGGUGGAGUUGCAUAUCUGCUUCCUUUCCAACCUAAUAUGUUGUAUUUGUUAAUGGAACUGCAGAUAUAGGAGUUUAUAUCUCAAAGUCAGUUUCUGUCCAAAAGAAGCCCCUUAUCCUUUUUAGUGAGUGGAGAACCUCUGCUUUCAAGCACUUUUAUUGUAACCCCACAGGGGCAGAAUACAAGGCUCUGCCCGCUUGGCAAGGUUGAAGAAGCAACUUACAUAGUUAUGCAACACAUUUGGUCAGUUAAUGAGAUCCUACAGACAUAGCUCCCCUUCCUUGAAACCCAGAAUCCCCUUUGUCUUAUCCAAUAGUAUCAAAUGAAGCCACAGCAGCCAGAAUUCUCACAACUACUCCUUGAGGUUUCACUUUGCUUUUAUUGAGCUGCAUGAGCUAUUCCUAUCGCUCUGCUUUGCAAGCAGAGGUCAGUGCUUUUUAGCAAGCUGAAAUCAUUUUUUACUAGCUAAGCUAUUUCUUCGGUCAGGUUUUAAGUGUACGUGGGCUUAAAGAUAAUAAAGCGGUACAUAAAAAUUAUUAUUUUUGUCACUGAAAUUCUGAGUGUGCUCUGCAGGCUGCAAAAUAAAUAAAUGGGAGGCCAGUGACCAUCAUUGCCUACCUAAGAGCUGUAUGAUGAGUGAGUCCAGUCCCUCGCUGUAAUAGUACGUGGAAAUGAUCUUAGGAGUCAGGAGGAAAAGCCAUAGAGUGGACAACUGGCUUGUAAAAGAGAUCUCAGCCCACAGAAGGAUGGAGGGCACAGGAAACAUUUCAGUAGGAACCCUCCCUAGUACUCUGGUGUGUAAAAGGAAAGGAGGGGAGAAAUUGCAAGAUAACUUUGCAAUAAAGAUAGAGCUAAUACUCCUAGUUGUGCUCCUUGGUUGGAUUACCAUGAACAACCAACACUGUCCAUGCAAAAAGUUCCAUAUUAUAUUCAGCAGAGAUUUCCAAAUGUUCUUGGUCUUCAGUGCCUUCAACCCAAUAUUUUUUUACACUGAUCCUAGGCUUGUAGUUUGUGUGGUAUCUGGCAGUUGUCAAGUAUCACUGGAGUAUCGUGUGAUGUUCCUGUGAGUUCAUUGCAGCACCCUGCAUUGGUGCUGCAACUGCUGAGUUUGGGAACUUUGAAACUAUAUUACAAAUGACCGCGUGGAUAAUUAUUACUCUCUGCACCUAGUGCAUUAAAUUUCACUUUGAUUGCCUACAUCUCUAUGGAUAUGCAUUUAUUCCUAAUUGGUGAUGUUAUGCCAUAUAAGUGGUAUGAUAAACUGAAAGCCUAUGCUGCAAUAAACUUAUUGGUAUGUAAAAUGUC